Messenger RNA from Trichoplusia ni (cabbage looper), 1874 nucleotides. RefSeq lists its product as uncharacterized. NCBI's taxonomy places the organism in Eukaryota, Metazoa, Arthropoda, Insecta, Lepidoptera, Noctuidae. The record is from RefSeq and is a predicted model, not a curated record. The coding region runs from base 117 to 1394 and encodes 425 amino acids. The transcript is spliced from 6 exons.
UAAAUUUUACUUUGCUAGUUUCAAUCGAAAAAAAACCAAAAUGUUGUGUGCAGGUGAUAACGUUAAGUAUACGAUCUACUAAUAUGCUAAGUGGGGAGUCAAGCUAACAUACUAGCAUGUUUCUAGACUUCUUUUUCAACCACCCGCUGCCGAGGCUGGGUCACAUCCACCACGGUAUGAAGUGCGUCCCCGGUCGCACCCUUAUGAAGGUCACCGAGCGGCAAUCCCAGGAGAUCCACACCGGUGACUCAGAGUCAGACGAAUUCGGGCUAAGAAACGCAAACAAUAGGAGGACCCAUAUGAGAAUACCAACGAAAGACGAGUACUGUAGGAUGUGUGUCUGUUCCGCCGACGGGAAAACCGAGCACUGUCUCAACAGACCCGCAGAGACCAUCAACGAAUGCCUCCAGAUAGCUGAAGUCAUGGACAACUAUGAUGCAGGCAUACCCUACGAGCACACGAGGGCUUUGUCCAACAGGCUGCGGAGAGAUUACUUAUGGCACAACGACGAGAUUCCGUACAACCCUAAGGCGAAGUGUUACCGCGGCCACUCUUACUACAGCAACAGUCUCACGGCCAACAACACGGACAUCGACAUCCCUACUGACGUCGACUCCCUCCUGAACUACGACAACGAUAACACUUGUUUCUUCUGCAUCUGCUCUGUCGACGGCACCGCCGCCGGCUGCAUCCACAGAGACGUUCAAUAUUGCAAUUUCUUCAGAGUUAUCAGGGACGAUAAGGCUAUAAGAGACAGGUAUACGGCUAUGUUCGAACAAGAUCGACCGUCCUACUUCAGGCAGCUCUCCUGGAGAAUGAGGAGGACCAUGGACAAUGGCAUGUAUGACAUGAUAGCGAACGGAAUACGUUUAGGAGGUGACACGCUGUGCUGCAACCACCCUGAUGGUCACCGGAGACAGAUCCACAACGAUGUGCGGAAUAAGCUGCGGACCCUGAAGAAACGGCUGCCGAAGGAGAACCUCCUUGGAGGAUCGAUGAGGGGAGACUAUAAUGAUAAAAACACGAUAAUAGAUGAAGUAAACGUACAAUUUUCAGCUAACGCAGCCAAUAUAAUGCCAUCGGAAAAGAAAUGCGUUCCUUUUGUCUCCGAGUACAGCACUUGUAAUGAUGAUAACAUGUGUACGGGCUGUACAAAGUGUACUUGCACCAGUAAAGCGCAAUGGUCCUGCGAUGAUGUGAAGCUGUGUGAAGACAUUGAAAUGGAUGAAGAUAAAUUUAUGGACCAAGAUGAGAUCUUUGAUAACGCUCUAGAUAUACUAGAUCGUGAGGUUCACGGUCACAACUCGCGUGCGCCAAAGCAGCUGCCGACACAUUCCAAUGUUCCGGACCCACCAAAAUUUAAGGAAGAUAAUGGAUUGUUAGGUACCUUAUAAUAUUACAUACUUUUUCAUUUUUUUUAUUUGAAAAUUCUGAACUAUUUUUUCUUUUAAUAUAUUUUCUUUCAACGACACCGGCUCCUGUACCUUCAAUAUUUCUACCUACUUUCUCUUUAUCUUUAAAAGUACUCAUUUUAUUUAAUUUAUUUCUCCAAUCUGUUUCCAGGUUAUUUGGUAGCUAUACCUCGUCAAGAUUUCUAAUGCACCUUUUGUAAUACAAUAUAAUGCACAAACUCUUUGUUUUAUUUAUUGAAUAACUUGAAUUUCAAGAGGUAAGUGUUAUAAUAUACAUUGUACCAAAUAUAAACAUGUAUUAAUUUCAUUUUUGUAUUACAGAUGGCUAUAAAGAUUAUAAAAUUGAAGACCUUAUCUCUGCACUGGCACGACCAAAAAGGUCCACUCAUGGUCAUAAAGUUCCCGCCAAUCCCGACACAAAAACUAGCAAACAUAAUAAAAGAUCUAUUGAAAAGGUUGUGA